Messenger RNA from Papaver somniferum (opium poppy), 498 nucleotides. RefSeq lists its product as uncharacterized. Lineage: Eukaryota; Viridiplantae; Streptophyta; Magnoliopsida; Ranunculales; Papaveraceae. The record is from RefSeq and is a predicted model, not a curated record. Bases 1 to 498 code for a protein of 165 amino acids. The transcript has a single exon.
AUGGAGAGGAAUUCUUCAGUGGCUAAUUCUUAUACUGCUCUUGAAACUGGUGGUUUGUUAACUUUUCCAGAUAAGCAGUUGUGGAACUCAAAUGUGCCUUUAAAGGUUUCUUAUCUUGUCUGGACUCUCUACUUUAGUGGCGCGCCAACAUUUGAUUACUUAUACAAUGCUGUAUUGGUGCAAGAUCCUACUUGUGUGUUCUGUGAAGCCUGCCAAGAAACAAAUGAACAUUUGUUCUUACACUGUAAGUUUGUCUUUGAUAUAUGUGCUUAUUUUCUUAAAAGCUUCACCAUCAAUUGGGUUUUAGCAAGAAAUGUGAAGUCAAACCUAUGGGAAUGGGGUGAUAGAUGCCAGAGAAGAUCUAGAAGCAGAAAAAAGAAAAUAUGGAGUAUCUUGCCAUUUGUUGUUUGGUGGUGUGUCUGGAAUGAACGAAAUGCGAGAGUUCAUAAUAAUGUGAAGAAAGAUUUGGAUCAGCUGAUUAAGGAGAUUAAUGUUUGA